CACAUCGAGCUGUUGAAUUUCCAUCGGACGGAGACGAUUCCAUCACGUUGCGAAGGGAAGAAAAAGCGCCGAUAAAUGAGAUUGUUAUAAUCCUACGCCGAGAAGGGGAAAAAGGGCCUCGCUCCUCUCCUUCGCGAGCUCGACAGGACUUCGCCUCUUCCGGGCUUCGCCUUCUUCAAGAGGAAUUUUCCGGCAUGAUGAGCGGAUGGAGCUAUGAUGAUUCGUUCUCUGAUCAAAACAUUUUUCGGGCUAUUGGAUUGCGAGAACCGCAGCCUUAUCUAGGUUUUAGUAACAGUGGGGAAUUGCCCCAAAUGUCCUCUGACACCAACACAAGGGCCAAUCCCACAUCCAGCACCAGCACGAUCACUGAGGGAGAUAGCCCGGAAGAUGGUGAUAUCUUCUGUUCAGACAUGUCCCUUAGCUAUAUUAGCAAAAUUCUCAUGGAGGAAGAUAUUGAUGGAAAGGUCAGCACUUAUAAGGAAGAGUCAGCCCUUAGAGAUGCAGAGAAACCCUUCUAUGACAUCCUUAGCCAGAAGUACCCACCAUCUCCAGAGCGAUCACCGCUUGAAGUUCAGCAAAGCUUGGCGAAUCUCGAUUUUACCGACAAUCAUGAAAAUGGUAACUUAUGUGCUAGCAGUGGUACAAGUAAAGCUAAUGGCUUUGUUGGCAAUAACUUUAUCUCUGACUCCAACAAUGGCCACGAUUUGAGUUCACGGUCUAGUUCCUUUAGUAAUUUGUUUCCAUCUCCAUCAAACUCUUCAAACAGUAUCAGCAGCGAAAAGAAACCUGUUGUUGAUGUUUCCAUGUCUCCCAGUCUGUUCUUCAAAAGCAUGCCAGCGUGGCAUUUCAAGAAAGGAAUUGAAGAAGCGAGCAAGUUCCUUCCUAGUAAUGAUAAAUUGGCAAUCAAUUUAGAUGUUUCAUCAUCACAGCUACUGAGAGUAGAUAGGCCAUUCAUUACAAAGGCAAAGCUGGAGGAUAGAGAAUCUCUCUUAUAUGGAUUUAGAGGUCGUAAAAAUCCAAGCCGAGAUGACCUGGAUUUGGUAGAGGGAAGGAGCAAUAAGCAGUCAGCUGUUUUCUAUGAGGGAGAGGUGAGGUCAGAAAUGUUUGACAUGAUUUUGCUUUGCCAGAGAGGCAAAUGCCAAAAGAACAUAUCCGCCCUAAGGGAAGAAAAGCAGAAUGAAGCUAUCAAAAUCGCACAGAAUUGUUCCUCAAAAGGAUCAAAUGGUGGCAAGACACAAGGAAAGAAACAAACUAAGAAAGAAGUGGUGGAUCUUAGAACUCUUCUUAUACAUUGUGCUCAAGCAGUGGCAGCAGAUGACCGCCAAACUGCUGAUGAACUAUUGAAGCAGAUUAGACAACAUUCUUCCCCGGAUGGAGAUGCAACUCAGAGGCUGGCAUAUUGCUUUGCAGAUGGUCUUGAGGCCCGAUUGGCUGGUACUGGAAGUCAGAUUUAUCAUGCCCUUGUGGCUAAAAGGGCAACUGCCACAGAUAUAUUGAAGGCCUAUCAUCUAUAUCUUGCUGCAUGUCCUUUCAAGAGAAUUUCAUACUUUUUUGCUAAUCAGACAAUCCUUAAUGUGGCAGAUAAGGCAUCCAAAGUGCACAUCAUAGACUUUGGUAUUUAUUUUGGAUUUCAAUGGCCAUGCCUUAUCCAGCGUCUCUCAACUAGGGAUGGAGGCCCUCCAAGUCUGCGGAUAACUGGUAUUGAUGUACCGCAACCAGGUUUCCGUCCCACAGAGAGAAUAGAAGAGACAGGGUGUAGGUUAGCAGAUUAUGCCAAGAGUUUUAAUAUCCCUUUUGAGUAUCAGGCUAUCGCUUCUAAAUGGGAAAAUAUUCAGGUCGAGGAUCUUCACAUUAAUAAAGAUGAGGUUGUGGUUGUCAAUUGCCUAUACCGCUUCAGAAAUCUGGUCGAUGAGACUGUGGUUGUAGACAGCCCUAGGAAUAGGGUCCUGAACAUGAUAAGGAGGAUGAACCCUGAUGUUUUUAUACAUGGAGUAGUGAAUGGGUCCUACAGUGCUCCUUUCUUCGUCACACGCUUCCGAGAAGCUCUGUUCCACUAUUCUGCUUUAUUCGACAUGCUCGAAACAAAUGUAGCACGCCACAAUGAACAGAGGCUGUUGAUUGAGAGGGAUCUCUUUGGCAGAGAUGCUCUUAAUGUUAUAGCAUGUGAAGGAUCAGAAAGGGUCGAAAGACCCGAGACUUAUAAGCAGUGGCAGGCUAGAAAUCUCAGGGCUGGGUUUGAACAGCUCCCACUCAACCCUGACAUUGUGAAGAAAGCGAAGCAUAAGGUGAAAACCAACUACCACAGGGAUUUUGUUAUCGGUGAAGAUAAUCGGUGGUUGAUUCAGGGGUGGAAGGGAAGAAUCAUUUAUGCAAUAUCGACAUGGAAGCCCAAUGAUGCCUAGUAUCAGAAUCUUAAGAUAUUCAUGAAGCUGUACAUGCAUUAAUCAGGAGAUUAAGUUAGUUUUGCACAUACAAGCAAUUCAACAUGAUUCAUCUCAACGAACAUAUGACCAGGUAAACAUCAUUCACUGCUUUUCUAUCGUGUACUUCAGCUGGAAAUUUUUGCACUCUGAUUGGUGAACAGAUUGUCUGACUUACAAAACCUAAUGAGCAACUUGGAGCUGCUGAUAACUGAGAGGGAGGACACAGUUGGAUUGUUUCUAGAUAACAGACAAAGGAUAUGCUAAUUAUGACCACCAGCGAUUUGCAAGCUGUUGUUUACAGAUGGUGGAUCUCUCAUUGUUUAAAUUAAGCAUUCAUGCCCAUGGUUGUAACAGAGGACACGCACUAAUAACUAAUCCCUGUAUUUAAUUAUUGAUCCUAGUGCACUUUGCUGGCUUUGCUUGUCGUUGAA
Zingiber officinale is the source of this 2854-nucleotide messenger RNA. Its product is annotated as scarecrow-like protein 9. The transcript is spliced from 2 exons. Gene Ontology annotation, biological process: regulation of DNA-templated transcription. Gene Ontology annotation, cellular component: nucleus. Gene Ontology annotation, molecular function: DNA-binding transcription factor activity; sequence-specific DNA binding. The record is from RefSeq and is a predicted model, not a curated record. Bases 195 to 2402 code for a protein of 735 amino acids. NCBI's taxonomy places the organism in Eukaryota, Viridiplantae, Streptophyta, Magnoliopsida, Zingiberales, Zingiberaceae.